UCUGUUGCCCAGGCUGGAGUGCAGUGUCUCGAUCUCAGGGCACUGCAACCUCCGCCUCCCAAGUUCAAGUGAUUUUCCUGCCUCAGCCUCUUGAGUAGCUGGGACUACAGUCGUGUGCCUCGCCACCACACCCAACUAAUUUUUGUAUUUUUAGUAGAGAUGGGGUUUCACCAUGUUGGCCAGGCUGGUCUCGAACCCCUGACCUGAUCCGCCGGCCUCGGGCUGCCAAACUGCGGGGAUUAUAGGCGUGAGCCAAGGUGCCCAGCCUAGUAUACGUUCUUGAAGUGACUAAUACCUAGUUUGGGCCAACCACUCCGAGGAGAGAGACAAUUUUGGAUUGGCCCACAUUACACCAACAACCUGCCAGACAAAGAGAGACUUGAGGGGCUUGGUCGAGGUCGUGAAGGGGCUGAAAGUUAGAGGAGGCCUCCCCCUCCACUGCUGCACCCGGCUGGGCGACCCGGCUAGCCUCAGGGGGCGCUGUUCCCCCCACCCUCACCCCGGUCACCAACUGGCCGGAGCCUGCAGGCGCGCGGCGGGGAAGGCUGGAGGACCUCGGCGCCGGCGAUGCUCCGCCUGAACGUCCAUUCUGGGCAUGCGGCGCGGUCACGCACAGCGGGAACCGCGGCCGCCGAGGCCCGGGUGCUAUGGCCGGAAUCCCGCGGAAUGUUGGAUCAGAGGGAGCCGCUGGGGCGCGGGACCUCGGGCGUGGAGUCCGGGGCGCUGGACCGGUGCUGACGGGAGGCGGCGCUGGUUCCCCGGGUCCGGGCGGGCCAGCGGGUCUCGGGAGGGGGCGCCCGAUCCCGCGUCUCCGGCGCCACUUCCCGGGAAGUUUCAAGUUUGAAAGACCUGGCGGAGGGGCCGCGGCUUCCGGGACUGGAGUGGCUGAGAGGAGGGCUCGGAGCGGCCGGAGCGGCGCCAUGGAGGAGGGGGCGCCGCGGCAGGUGAACAGCGCGCGAGGAGUGCGCGUGGCCGGGGGGUGCGGGAAGCCCGGGUUACCGCCCCGGCGCCCCAAACCGCGGCCGCGUCCCCCGCCCCGCCCCUCGCCCGCGCCCCAUCCCUGCCUCUGCCUCUGCCCCUGCCCGGACCCCGCGACGCCCUCGCAGAGCCGACCUGAGCCCCGGGUUCCAUCGUUCCUGGGCCCUGCAGCGUCUCCAAAUCAGCCCCCGGCUGACCAGGAGCGAGCACGGCUGAGUCCUCAUCCUGGGCCAAGCCAGUGGCCCCCGGAGGAUGAGAAAGAGGUGAUCCGCCGGGCCAUCCAGAAGGAGCUGAAGAUCAAGGAGGGGGUAGAGAACCUGCGGCGCGUGGCUACAGACCGCCGCCACCUGGGCCAUGUGCAGCAGCUGCUGCGGUCCUCCAACCGCCGCCUGGAGCAGCUGCAUGGCGAGCUGCGGGAGCUGCACGCCAGAAUCCUGCUGCCCGACCCCGGGCCUGGCCUGGCUGAGCCUGUGGCCUCGGGAACCCGGCCGUGGGCAGAGCAGCUCAGGGCUCGACACCUGGAGGCCCUCCGGAGGCAGCUACAGGUGGAGCUGAAGGUGAAGCAGGGAGCUGAGAACAUGACCCACACAUGCGCCAGUGGCACCCCCAAGGAGAAGAAGCUCCUGGCAGCCGCCCAGCAGAUGCUGCGAGACAGCCAGCUGAAGGUGGCCCUGCUUCGGAUGAAGAUCAGCAGCCUGGAGGCCAGUGGGUCCCCAGAGCCAGGUAAGGCCUUGAGACAGGGAGAGCAGAGCAGGGCAGAGCAGGGCCUGAGGGCUGCCCUCCUCCCCACAGGGCCUGAGCUGCUGGCGGACGAGCUACAGCAUCGACUGCAUGUUGAGGCAGCUGUGGCCGAGGGUGCCAAGAACGUGGUGAAACUGCUCGGUAGCCGGAGAACACAGGACCGCAAGGCAUUGGCUGAGGCUCAGACCCAGCUCCAGGAGUCCUCCCAGAAACUGGACCUCCUGCGGCUGGCCUUGGAGCAGCUGCUGGAGCGACUGCCUCCUUCCCACCCUUUGCGCAGUAGAGUGGCCCGAGAUCUGCGGACUGCGGUCCCUGGAUACCCCCAGCCUUCAGGGACACCUGUGAAGCCCACUGCCCUGACAGGGACAUUGCAGGUUCGUCUCCUGGGCUGUGAACAGUUGCUGACCACUGUGCCUGGACGCUCCCCGGUGGCCGCACUGGCCGGCAGCCCCUCCGAGGGCUGGCUUCGGACCAGGGCCAAGCAGCAGCGAGGCCGAGGCGAGCUUGCCAGCGAGGUGCUGGCCGUACUAAAGGUGGACAACCGCGUUGUGGGCCAGACGGGCUGGGGGCAGGUGGCUGAACAGUCCUGGAACCAGACCUUCGUCAUCCCACUGGAGCGAGCCCGUGAGCUGGAGAUUGGGGUGCAUUGGCGGGACUGGCGGCAGCUCUGUGGCGUGGCCUUUCUGAGACUUGAGGACUUCCUGGACAAUGCCUGUCACCAACUGUCCCUCAGCCUGGUACCGCAGGGGCUGCUUUUUGCCCAGGUGACCUUCUGCGAUCCUGUCAUUGAGAGGCGACCCCGGCUGCGGAGGCAGAAACGCAUCUUCUCUAAACGCAGAGGCCAGGACUUCCUGAGGGCUUCGCAGAUGAACCUCAGCAUGGCGGCCUGGGGGCGUCUCGUCAUGAACCUACUGCCCCCCUGCAGCUCCCCGAGCACCAUCAGUCCCCCCAAAGGGUGCCCUCGGACCCCGGCAACACCUCGAGAGGCCUCUGACCCUCCCACCCCCAGUAAUUUUCUGCCCAGGAAGACCCCCUUGGGUGAAGAGAUGAUGCCCCCACCCAAGCCUCCACGCCUCUACCUCCCCCAGGAGCCAACAUCUGAGGAGACGCCGCGCACCAAACGCCCCCAUAUGGAGCCUAGGACUCGACGUGGGCCGUCUUCACCAGCCUCCCCCACCAGGAAACCCCCUCGGCUUCAGGACUUCCGCUGCUUGGCUGUGUUGGGCCGGGGACACUUUGGGAAGGUCCUCCUGGUCCAGUUCAAGGGGACGGGGAAAUACUACGCCAUCAAAGCGCUGAAGAAGCAGGAGGUGCUCGGCCGGGACGAGAUAGACAGCCUGUACUGUGAGAAGCGGAUCCUGGAGGCUGUGGGUCGCACAGGGCACCCCUUCUUGCUCUCCCUCCUUGCGUGCUUCCAGACCUCCAGCCAUGCCUGCUUCGUGACUGAGUUUGUGCCUGGUGGUGACCUCAUGAUGCAGAUCCACGAGGAUGUCUUCCCGGAGCCCCAGGCCUGGUGCCCGGCAGCAGAGGAGCAGGAAUCAGAGGCCUUGGCUCACAUCCUGGCACCAACUGACAGCAUUCAUGACCCUGGGCAUUAGCUUAUGAAGCUGUGCAUUAGGUUUUUGUUUUUGAGACAGAGUCUUGCUCGGUCACCCAGGCUGGAAUGCAGUGGCGUGAUCUUGGCUCACUGCAAUCUCUACCUCCUGGGUCCAAGCGAUUCUACUGCCUCGGCCUCCCAAGUAGCUGGGAUUACAGGAGCCUGCCACCACGCUUGGCUAAUUUUUGUAUUUUUAGUAGAGACGGGGUUUCGCCAUGUUGGCCAGGCUGGUCUCGAACUCAUGACCUCGUGAUCUGCCCACCUCAGCUUCCCAAAGUGCUGGGAUUACAGGUGUGAGCCAUCACCACACCUGGCAAGUCUCAGAUCUUAUUUGAAAAAUAGGCAUGACUGUCCGAGCGCAGUGGCUCAUGCCUGUAAUCCCACACUUUGGGUGGCUGAGACAGACAGAUCACCUGAGGUCGGGAGUUCGAGACCAGUCUGACCAACAUGGGGAAACCCCAUCUCUACUAAAAAUACAAAAUUAGCCGAAUAUGGUGGUGCAUGCCUGUAAUACCAGCUACUUGGGAGAAGGCAAGAGAAUCACUUGAACCUGGGAGACAGAGGUUGCAAUGAGCCAAGACCAGGCCAUUGCACUCCAGCCUGGGCAACAAGAGUGAAACUGUGUCCCCACCAAAAAAAGAAAAAUAGGCAUGAUUGGCCAGGUACCUGAAAUCCCAGCACUUAGGGAGGCUGAUGCAGGCAGAUUACCUGAGGUCAGGAGUUCAUGACCAUCCUGGCCAACAUGGCGAAACUGUGUCUCUACUAAAAAUAUAAAAAUUAUCCAGGCAUGGUGGUGCAUGCCUGUAGUCCCAGCUACUUGGGAGGCUGAGGCAGGAGAAUCGCUUAAACCUAGGAGGCAGAGGUUGCAGUGAGCCAAGAUCCUGCCACUGCACAGCCUGGGUGACAGAGUGAGACUCCGUUUCAAAAAAAAAAAAAAAAAAAACAAGGCUGGGUGCGGUGGCUCAUGCCUGUAAUUCCAGCACUUUGGGAGGCGGAGGUGGACAGAGCAUGAAGUCAAGAGAUUGAGACCAUCCUGGCUAACACGGUGAAACCACAUCUCUACUAAAAAUACAAAAAAAAAAAAAUUAGCUGGGCAUGGUGGUGGGCACUUGUAUUUCUAGCUACUCGGGAGGCUGAGGCAGGAGAAUCGCUUCAACCUGGGAGGCGGAGGUUGCAGUGAGCUGAGAUCAUACCACUGCCCUCCAGGCUGGUAACAGAACAAAAAAAAAAAAGAAAAGAAAAGUAGGCAUGAUUAUAAAAAUCAACUGCAGGGCGCUGUGUGCACACUUGGCCCUCAGCCCAGGAAGGGUGGGGUGGGAGUGCACAGCAACCUUGGGGUGACCUUGGGACUGUUGGAGCACCCCCAACCUGAGCAUGAUGCUUGUCCCAGUCUCACUCACCUCUGACUCUGGCUGGGACAUCCUGGUGCCUCCCUGCCCUGCCUCCGUCCUGAGUUCUUUCAUAACCACCC
Callithrix jacchus (white-tufted-ear marmoset) is the source of this 4787-nucleotide messenger RNA. NCBI's taxonomy places the organism in Eukaryota, Metazoa, Chordata, Mammalia, Primates, Cebidae. The record is from RefSeq and is a predicted model, not a curated record.